Micromonas commoda is the source of this 4146-nucleotide messenger RNA. RefSeq lists its product as hypothetical. NCBI's taxonomy places the organism in Eukaryota, Viridiplantae, Chlorophyta, Mamiellophyceae, Mamiellales, Mamiellaceae. The coding region runs from base 1 to 4146 and encodes 1381 amino acids. The record is from RefSeq and is a predicted model, not a curated record. The transcript has a single exon.
AUGAGCGACGCGGCGAAACUCGCGGGCGAGGCCGCCUUGUCUCGCGCCUUCGGCCGCGUCACGCUCCGAACCCCGCCUCAGCCCUCUGACGCUCGUCAGGGAGAAGGCUCGGGCUCGCGCGCAGACGACGAGGGUUCCGGGGACGCAUGUCGUUCGCCCCGGCUGCCGGAACUUCCCGACGAGGUCAUCGAGCGGAUCAUUCGACACGCGCUGGGCGACGACGCGGAUCGCUGGAGUAUCGGCGAGCGCUUCCGCACCCCGCCAGCGCGGGGUCAGCCGAGGCCGUUCCGACAGCCCAGAGGACCGCUCCGCCUCGUGUGCAAGCGGUGGCGGGACACCGUCGACGCCAUGUGCGAGCACGUCGAGGUGGACAGGGCGGUGAUGGUUGGCGACGAAGCGCUCUGCGGUGUGAUCAAGGCGAUGCAUCUGAAAUCGCAACUCGAUUUCAUGCCCGCGGAGAGCAACAUCGAGACCUUGACGCUCGUCGGGUCCCACACAGAGGGAGGCGAGUUGAAGCUCGGGACUGAUGGCUUGCGGGAAGCGUUGCGGCUACUCAAGGACAGUUUGAAGUCACUCACGAUUCGGGAUACUGGCAUGGCGUUGGGGCGCAUACUUGACUUUGUGGAACAGACGAUACGCGAUCACGAUGCAGUCCUCAAGUCUCUGACGAUUGACGGGUACUCGCGCCAGUCCCGCGACGGGACGGCGCCUUUUGAGACGAGCAUGUGUUUUCCUGUUGAGAACCGGGCGAGUGACAUGCGGCAUCUGAAUGCUCUCCUGAAGAUUGGACGUGGUCUCGAGGAGUUGCAUCUCACGAACCUGCCUUGCCUGUUCUUAUACCCUCACCAACCCACCCACGACUUACGAGGGCAGUUGUUUUUGAACCACGCCAUAUUCAUCGGCGCACUGCAGGGAUCUUCGCUCAAGUCUUUGACUCUCGAUAGAGUCGGGCUUCACGAUCAGGCCGCAGAACGUAUCGUGACAGCGCUACCGCCUACCAUCGAGGCAAUUAAGUUAACCUGCCAGGCCAGUCUACGCCCAAACCCUGAAAUUCCAGAGUCUCGCUGGGAGUCUGAAUAUCAAUCGCAACACAAUCGCGCUCUGCGAAAUGGAGAACCCGACGAUUACAUUGAUAAUUGCUUCACCCCACGGCGAGGCUUUCAGCGAACCUGGCCUCGUUUGCUGUGCGAGCGCCUCAUGAAGGGUGACUAUCCGAACCUGAACGAUGUCACCUUGCCCGGCGAGUAUAUUGGUGCAAGUACAGCGCUGCACCUCGAAGAAAUGUUGAAAAGUUGUGCUGGAGCCUCGCCUCCGAGGGAGUUCAAAGUCACGUUCACGACUUUCGAUGCGGAGGGUAUCCCGACAAUACCAGAGGCGAUUCUUGGUCGUUGGCGAAUACACAAGUCGAAAUACGUGGAUGCGAGCCUCGAGUCCAAGGAGCUUGGCAGUAUCACCAUUUCUUCGAUGGCACCGGAUAUCCCCGGGGACAGCGAAAAUGACAGAGAGCCUCACCCAACAUCCUGGUCAGAGAAAAGACUCGCAGUCGAGUUAGCGCAUCACAUGGCGCAGAGGGAAGCUUUCGCUGAUGGGCCACUUUAUAGGAGUAAUUACGACUUGCCACCUAAAUUAUUAUUUUUUCCUGUUGAAGGGGAUACCUUGGAAGCAGAAACGCUAUGGAAGCCUUGUCCCAAAACGUCCGUAUAUAACGAAGGUACGAUGGAAUGUACUUAUGAUGAUGAAGGUGAGCCUAAGUUUAUUUAUAAACCACCUGAUGGUCAAUACCUGGAGUGGAGCGCCAUGAGAAUGUGGACCGCGCUGGGGCACGGCGCGCCGCGACAUGCGUACGCCGCGGCCAUGAGAUGGCUUCUGACCAGGCCCGAGGAUGCCUCCUUGAGGAAACUCGCCGCUCGUGCGUACCUGAAGGAUUGGGUCUUGAUUGGCGCGUUUGGUUUGGUGAGGCAGAUCAAGCCCGACCACUGCAUGCCCUGCGGUUUGUGGGAAGCCGCUACCGCCAUGUGCUCUGACCCCGACUUUGAAGACAAAAAAAUCAUGCAGCUGCCGCAGUUCCCAGUCAUCCAGGAACUGCUCAACACAGCCUACGAUUUGGCGAGAAUGUUGGAAAAGAGGGCGGCGGCGAACGUUCCGAACUCAGAUUUUGUACCCGACGGGGUUUACAUCACGCAGGCCGGAUUACGCAAGUGUUCCUCAGAUCCCGAGCUCGGUCGAGCGCUCAAAUGGCGCGGCUACUUUUGGCCCGGGCAGGACGAGCACGCGUUCCAUCGCGCCGUGAUGUGCGUUCUCCUCAAGCAUUGGGUCACCAUGGUGUUCGAAGACGAAGCGCUGCACCCGGGUAUCAUCGCCGAUCAAGUGAUUGCAGAGGUUGAAGAUGCGCUGUUCACGCAGCUCAUAGCCUACGACGUCGUCUCUGAUGCCAUCAAUGAACACUUCAGUUUUCACGGGAUGUUCUCUCGUAAGGACGAGGGCAGCAAAUCGCACUACAAAUUCAUCGACGAGCAGGGCAUGGCAAUCUCAGAAUGGGAAUGGGUGAAGGCACAUUAUGGACCCGGUCGCAGAUGGGCACAUUCAACAGAAGGUGGCAUAUUAUGUCACCCGAUCGAAUUGUUCUUUGAUUACCUCCAUAGUGGAUGUGCGUGGGCGAUGUAUGACGCCAUCUAUCGCAGUCUCGACUACCAACGGAUGAGAUUCGAGGGAACAAAUACUACGCUGAAUUACGCUAGUUUCGAUCGAUGGACCGAAACUCUGCUGCACAAUCUGCAUGGUGCCCCGAAUUGGAUUUACAGCGCACUCGAUCGACCUUGGCCCGAGAUGGAGGCGGCACUACGGAUCGCCACGAGGGUGAUCGCCGGCGUGAGAAACGAAAACGAUUUAAGAAAGCCCGAGAUUGACAGCAUCGCCCUCAUUCUCACCGGUGCGGCGCAGUGUUACCCUCAACAUCCAUGGCGCUUGGACACGUUUUCACACGACGGAUCCAGCGUUUCCUCUUCAUCGGAGGCGAUCAAAGAGCUCAACGACGCCGUCGAGGCGUUCUUCAGAAGAAGGAAAUUCGCGCCACUGCCGCGGGGUACCGGCGCGCACGACCAUCGACCGCUCAUCAGGUCUUGGGCGGAGUGGUUGCACGCGAUCGGGUCGCCUCCCCCGCUGACAAUCGACGACGCGCGCGCGAAACACGACGAGCUCGCCGCGGGCAACUCGGAGUACGAGCGCCUCGAGGCUGAGCUCGCGUCGGUCCACGCGCGCAUGGACAAGUUGGGCGGCAAGCUUCGGAACGUCCGCUCGGAGCUUCGAACCAGCGCCGCGUUCCACCGGGUCCCCGCGGCGCGUUACCUGAGCGAAGCCGCCGAGGGCUGGGUUCGGUUCAAACAGCCGCUGCUAAACUCUCCGCCGCGUCCGCGCCUUCGCCAGGCCAAGCUCGACCCGCGGCGGCCGUGGACGCUGGACAGCGCCCGGAGGGACAGCGCCGGAGGGGGCGUCGCCGGGCGCGCUCGAGCCGCGCACGCGCUUCGCCGAGUGCCGUCGCCGCUCACCGACGUCCCGGAGGAGAUGGAGGAGCUCGCGGAGCUGGACGAGGCCGCCGCGGACGCGCUCCGGAGGCUCUUCGAGCACUGCGACGCCGCGGCGGCCUACGUGGACGACGAUUUGGACGUGAACGGCGGGGCGGGUUGGUCCAGGGUGGAUGACGGUCACGGCUACGCGGAGCGCGGGGUCCUCGGCCGGGGUCCCGACACGGCGACGUUGGCGACGUACGUGCACGAGCGGGAGGUGGCCGAGCGGUGCGACGACGGGGAGCGCGGCGGUGGCGGCGUGGGCUCGAUCCCCGUCGAGAGCACGGCGCGUCGGAGCCUCGGGAACGUGCUUCGCGUGCUCGGCGCGAACGAAGCGUCGAGGCGGUUGGUUGACGGGUGGCUCGGGCUCCUGGACCGCGCACAGCUGGCGCGUGCGGCGAGGCGGCGCGGGGAAGACGUGGACUUUGACGUGGACGACGCCCUCGCCGCGAGCGUGCCGCAGCUGUACACGGGGAAGGACGUGCGCGAGGUUUCGUACAGGGACGUCGAGGGCGCGUUGGUUCGGCGCGGCGGGGAAUCGGAUAGAUCGGACGACGCAACCGAGACACGCGUGGAAAGUUAG